Molecule: messenger RNA, 726 nt
Organism: Spodoptera littoralis (African cotton leafworm)
Lineage: Eukaryota; Metazoa; Arthropoda; Insecta; Lepidoptera; Noctuidae
Source: the annotation of a GenBank genome assembly
AUGAUCCGAGACCCGCCGGCCAUGCACAAGCCUGACAACGCCAACAGUCAACAGGAUGACAACAAGUACGGGCUCACCGUCAACAGCAACGUGACGGGCAGCACGGGGGGCGCCAGGCUAUGUGCACAGUGCGGAAAGGUGAUCACGGAGCGCUUCCUGCUCAAAGCCAUGGAGAGGUUCUGGCACGAAGACUGCCUCAAGUGCGGCUGCUGCGACUGCCGCUUAGGAGAAGUCGGCUCCAAACUCUACUACAAGGCAGACCUCAUGCUCUGCAAAAGAGACUACCUUAGGUUAUUUGGUGCGACAGGCAACUGUGUGGCCUGCAACAAAGUCAUUCCCGCCUUCGAAAUGGUCAUGCGAGCGAAGAGUUUCGUCUACCACUUAGAAUGCUUUGCCUGUCAGCAGUGCAACCAUAGGUUCUGCGUGGGCGACAGAUUCUACCUAUGCGACAAUAAGAUACUGUGCGAGUAUGACUAUGAAGAGAGACUGGUGUUCGCCAGCAUGGCCGCCAACCCCAGCGGACUCGCUCACAUCCGUCGCCAAGUAAGCGGACUACAGUCACCAACAAGUGGUGGUUACGUGGCGGGUGUGGCCGGUUGUGGUGGCGGAGCAGCAGCGGGCGGUGCGAUGGUCGACAAGGACGGCGGCGGAUGCGCGGGCGCAGACGACGCGUCCAGCGGGUACGGCAGCCCGCCUGACCCAGACGUGUGUGACGCUGCACGAUGA